UUUGUGUGCAGUAGUGGGUAGCUAACCCUUUUCAAAGAAAACUAGAAAGCAAAGCCAUGGCUUCUCCAGCUCCACCAAACCCAGUGCCAAUAGGAUACCAAGGAGGCUCAGCAGCAGUUCCCGUAUGGUUAAACAAAGGAGACAACUCAUGGCAAAUGAUAUCCGCCACUCUUGUUGGCCUACAAAGCGUACCAGGACUAGUCAUCCUCUAUGGCAGCAUAGUCAAGAAGAAAUGGGCAGUCAAUUCAGCUUUCAUGGCCUUAUAUGCCUUUGCAGCAGUAGUCAUCUGUUGGGUCACUUGGGCCUAUAAGAUGUCCUUUGGAGACAAGCUUUUACCCUUCUGGGGAAAAGCUGGACCUGCCUUAGGGCAGAAGUUUUUGAUAGAACAGGCUGCACUACCUGCAACUACACACUAUUACAACAAUGGAGAAGUGGAGACGGCUAUGGCUACCCCUUUCUAUCCAAUGGCUUCCAUGGUAUGGUUUCAAUGUGUUUUUGCUGCUAUUACACUGAUUUUGCUUGGGGGAUCGGUUCUUGGGAGGAUGAAUAUAAAGGCAUGGAUGGCUUUUGUGCCACUCUGGCUCACGUUUUCUUAUACUGUUGGAGCUUUUAGCUUGUGGGGUGGAGGGUUCUUGUUUCACUGGGGUGUUAUCGACUAUUCUGGUGGUUAUGUUAUUCAUCUUUCUUCUGGUAUUGCAGGCUUGACUACUGCUUUUUGGGUAGGUCCAAGAUCAACAAAGGACAGGGAGAGAUUUCCACCAAAUAAUGUAAUACUAAUGCUAGCAGGGGCAGGGUUGCUGUGGAUGGGAUGGGCAGGAUUCAAUGGUGGAGAUCCAUAUAGUGCUAAUGUUGACUCUUCAAUGGCCGUCCUUAACACUAACAUUUGUGCAGCUACAAGCCUUUUGGUUUGGACUUGGCUUGAUGUCAUUUUCUUUAACAAACCUUCUGUUAUUGGUGCUGUUCAAGGCAUGAUUACUGGCCUUGUUUGCAUCACUCCUGGUGCAGGUCUGGUUCAAGGAUGGGCAGCUAUAAUAAUGGGAAUCCUAUCUGGGAGUGUUCCAUGGUUCACCAUGAUGAUUGUGCACAAGAGAUGGACACUCCUUCAAAAGAUCGAUGACACUCUUGGAGUGUUCCACACCCAUGCGGUUGCGGGCCUUCUGGGGGGCGUCUUAACUGGCCUUUUUGCCGAACCUCAGCUAUGCCUUCUCUUUUUGCCCGUCACGAACUCUAGAGGGGGCGUCUACGGAGGGUCUGGAGGAGUUCAAAUCCUGAAACAAUUAGUUGGCGGCGCAUUCAUCAUCGGAUGGAACAUUACCAUUACCUCAGUCAUUUGUGUGGCGAUAAACUUGGUGAUCCCAUUGCGCAUGUCGGAGGAGCAGCUGCUGAUUGGGGAUGAUGCUGUACAUGGUGAAGAGGCGUAUGCAUUGUGGGGUGAUGGUGAAAAAUAUGACUCGACCAAGCAUGGAAUGUACUCAGAUGAUACCUUGCAUCACAAGACACCCACAGGUGCUACUCAAGUGGUCUAGUUAAAGAGCACAUUGUCUUGCUAAUUAUUUCUUAGCUUUUUAUGUUUCUGCAAGCGUUGUAUAUUGGCUGGAUGGUGAACCAACUUUUAUUUUAUUUUAUUUUCAUUAUUAAAUUAUCA
Messenger RNA from Ricinus communis (castor bean), 1645 nucleotides. RefSeq names its product ammonium transporter 3 member 1. Gene Ontology annotation, molecular function: ammonium channel activity. Gene Ontology annotation, cellular component: plasma membrane. Gene Ontology annotation, biological process: ammonium transmembrane transport. Lineage: Eukaryota; Viridiplantae; Streptophyta; Magnoliopsida; Malpighiales; Euphorbiaceae. The record is from RefSeq and is a predicted model, not a curated record. The coding region runs from base 57 to 1526 and encodes 489 amino acids. The transcript is spliced from 3 exons.